Molecule: messenger RNA, 618 nt
Organism: Vollenhovia emeryi
Lineage: Eukaryota; Metazoa; Arthropoda; Insecta; Hymenoptera; Formicidae
Gene: IFT20
Product: intraflagellar transport protein 20 homolog
Exons: 2
Coding region: 12-302 (96 amino acids)
Biological process (GO): centrosome localization; intraciliary transport; protein localization to cilium
Cellular component (GO): centrosome; Golgi apparatus; cilium
Source: RefSeq, a predicted model, not a curated record
CGGUCGAGAAGAUGGCCGACUCGCUGGCCAAGUACGGCGUUUACAUCGACGACCUGAGCAAGAUACGCGUCCUCGAGCCGGAGGCGGCGAAUCAGACGCACAAGCUGAGGGAGGAGUGCCAGAGCUUCGUGUCGAAGAUUACCGAUUUUGAGAAGAACACUGACGAGUUUAUUAGGAUAUUGGACAAUCUAGCGAAGGAGGUGGAGAGAGAGAAAAUGAAGACGAUCGGCGCGCGAAAUCUGCUGCGUUCCGUUGGGAAGCAGAGGGAAGCCCAGAAACAACAGAUGCAGGUGUUGAAAUAGUUACAUGCAACUUGGCGUGUAUGUUAGUCGUUUAAGCAGUGCAGGUGGUGUUCGUGAGAAGUUAUGUUAACUUAGGCCCGGUUUCACCAAACGUCGCUUAACUUCAAUCAUAGUUUAAUUCACGUUUGUCUCUUUCUAAAGUAACAGUUGGAAAGAGACGCAGAACGAAGUAAGCUAAGCUUAACCCCUGGUCCACAAUCUUGCUUUAAGUAAGUUGUGAGCCUUAAGCCGUAAAAAAUUAACCAGUCGUAGGUAAGAGUGAGGGGAAUAAAUGCCUGUGAUUGGUUAAUUUCUUACGGCUUAAAGCUUACAGCUU